AUGGCCAACGACAGUCUGGAGGAGAAACCCCUGGCCCCAGCCGCCGCCCGCCGCCUCGCCAUCAUCGAUGAAGCGGCCCCGUCGCCGAAGCUGAAGGCGGAGGAGCACCGGUGGCGGCACGGGACAUGCAUCAAGUGCUGCGGCUGCGUCUCCGCUCUACUGCUGGUCCUCGCCGUGAUCAUCCUUGUCCUCGCCUUCACCGUGUGUCACGUCAAGGACCCUGUUCUGAAAAUGGAGUCCGUAAACAUCAACGGUCUCGACGGGAUAACCAACCUCACUGGCGGUGCCCCGGCGAAGAACCUGACCGUUGUGGUCGGCGUUGCGGUGAGGAACCCUAACGCAGCGUCGUUCAGGUUCAGCAACGCCUCAACCGCCGUGUACUACGACGGCGUGGUGGUGGGCGAGGGCCGGAAUCCGCCGGGCGUGGCGAAGGCACGGCGGACGCUCCAUAUGAACAUCACAGUCUAUGUUAUGGUGGACAUAAUACUGGGGGUUUCGAGUCUGAGUGAGGAUCUGAGGUCUGGGGUUUUGCCGGUGAGAAGCUACACCGAGGUUCCGGGCAAAGUGAAGAUACUGAAGAUUGUGAAGAAGCAUGCUGUGGUGAAGAUGAACUGCACCAUGAACGUUAAUAUCGAAACCCAUAGAAUUCAAGAUCAAGAUUGCAAACGAACAGUUUCAUUCUAG
This is a messenger RNA of Diospyros lotus (date-plum), 684 nucleotides long. RefSeq lists its product as uncharacterized. Bases 1 to 684 code for a protein of 227 amino acids. NCBI's taxonomy places the organism in Eukaryota, Viridiplantae, Streptophyta, Magnoliopsida, Ericales, Ebenaceae. Gene Ontology annotation, cellular component: plasma membrane. The record is from RefSeq and is a predicted model, not a curated record. The transcript has a single exon.